CUGGAUCCGGACGCCUGGUUGUAUCAUUUACAGCUCUAACGGCGACAGGCAGACCUCGGAGCCUCCUAGUUUGGAGAAGAAAGAUCCAAAUCCCAGGCGUUUUGAGAGAGAGAGAGGCUCAAUCCCAGACGGAAGCCAUGGUUGAAUCCAAGCCCUAAUUUCCACACGGCUCUACAGAAGAAGAGAGGGAAAGAAGCCGAAGAUGGAAGAGCUCGCGGCAGAGGUAAGGGACCUCAACAUCUCCGGUUCCGGCGCCGCUCCGCCUCCUCCUUCGGGUGGGAGCUCCCUCUCCGGUCUCUGCUACGACGCCGACUCCCUCCAAGAGCUCGCCCGCCAGGGCUCAUGGCGGUCCCUUCUGGAGAAGAUCGACCGCGCCCGCAAACUCUCCCUCCUUAAGGCCCCCCACGAGCAUCUCGCUUACCACGCCUUCUCCGUCCUUGCCCUCGCCAAGAUCAGGAAGUUCCAAGAGGCGUUCGACGAGAUCGACGGCCUCGGCGACCUCAACGCGGAGAAAUACCGGUACGAGGCGUACCCGGAGCAUUACCAUGGCAAGUCGGGGUCAAUGGUCCCCUUCAGCCUCCGCUGGCUGCACGCCCAGUUGCCGGAGAGGUUGGGGAAUAGGCAGGAGACCGUCGAUAGAUUGUAUUUGUUGCUCGAUUUCGUCAGGAAGAAAUUGAAAUCUUUCUCCGAUCGGGUUGAAUUGUCUGCUAAAUCGUGUUCCGUAGGCGGUUCUCAUGGAGAGGCGGUGAUUUCAGAAUCCGAUGGGGCGACGGGUGGAAGGAUCGGAUUGUCGGGAAAGUCUUUGGAUGUUGGAGAUGGCGCUGAUGAACCUAAGGUCUCUGGAUCCGAUGGCGGAAUUAUUGAGGACUUGUCGCCUGGCGUGAAUCAGGAGGCUCCGGAAGCAAGUAAAAAUACCGGUGUUUUUCCGUCGGAAAUGGCCGCUGAAUCACACGGCGAAUCGACCUCUGCAGGCGAUGAAUUUGGGGAAUGGAAAUCUGCUGUUGCUGACGAGAGCAUUGACGCGGCCACAGUUUGUCGACAACUGUGGCAAAGAAGAGAGACGAUUGUGAUUAGCACGAUUAUUAGCCACCAUUUAAGCCAGAAAGAAUUCGACGCCUGCAUAGCAUUGCUUCAUCACUUGUUGCGGCAGAACCCUUCUGAUCCCGUGCUGCUUGCCAAGGUCGGUUAUGUGCAAAUGCAGCUUGGCGACUUGAAUGGCGCCACGGCAACAUUUGCUCAUAUCGAGAGCUUGUCGAAAUCUGGUUCUUCUAACCAGUUAAUGGACGAGAUGAAGCUCAAGAAUCUUGUUAAUCGAAAUAGGGCACUAAUGUAUUUGGUUGCGAAGGAUUAUGCUUCUGCAAUCAGGGAGUACGAGGAAGCCAUAGAAAGAGAUCCCACGGACAUGAUUGCAAUCAAUAACAAGGCGUUGUGUCUAAUGUAUUCAAGGGAUCUCUCUGACUCUAUCAAAGUAUUGGAGAGUGCACUGGAAAGAAUGCCAUCAGUUGCUUUAGACGAGACUGUCGUCGUCAACCUCUGCAGUAUGUAUGAAUUGGCGUACGUGAAUCAUUCUGAGAUAAAAAAGACUCUCAGUAAUUGGAUUGCUAGAGUUGCACCUGAUGAUUUUGAUUCUUCAUGUAUAAGAAUGUGAUUUUGUUUCUCCUGUUCAAGUUAAUUUUUUUUUUGUGGCAAUUGUAUUUUGUUGGGGGAUUUUGGUAUAACCUCUCUUACCUACAGUAAUGGCUCAAUGGCAUUUUUUCUUAUGUUCA
Molecule: messenger RNA, 1766 nt
Organism: Nymphaea colorata (pocket water lily)
Lineage: Eukaryota; Viridiplantae; Streptophyta; Magnoliopsida; Nymphaeales; Nymphaeaceae
Exons: 1
Coding region: 203-1648 (481 amino acids)
Molecular function (GO): protein binding
Source: RefSeq, a predicted model, not a curated record